Linnemannia hyalina is the source of this 453-nucleotide messenger RNA. The record is from the annotation of a GenBank genome assembly. Lineage: Eukaryota; Fungi; Mortierellomycota; Mortierellomycetes; Mortierellales; Mortierellaceae.
AUGAGCAUGCCCAAUGAGAGAGUCAUCUUGAACUUUCGUAAAGAGCCAGAUCUCGCUCUUGAGAUCAAGGAUCGCACAAACAAGACCAUUUGCGAAGUAAGGAUUGGGGAGGUGACUUCCCAUGCGCAAAAUGCCCACAAGAAAAAAAACGCCAAGGAUUUGGUCCGAGUUGGGCUCUCUUUGAAGGACGCCUUGGACUUCAUCCAGGACGAGUAUGGCGUUCACGACGCUCUUCUUGUCGGAUGGCAAGUCAUUGGACAAUCUAUGGCGAUUUACCUCAUGUUCAAGUGCGGAAGUCUGUAUAUCAUGGUCCACGUACGCGACGUUACGAUCCCCGACAACCUGACAGAGCUUGGCACAAUCUGCACCCAGUUCAACAUCUGGAAUGAUUUGAGAGUCACAAUCGAGCAAGGAUUGGGUCCAGUCUUGCAAGCUGUAUCUGGCACAGGAUGA